UCACCCGCGCGAGGAUGUGCGUCAACGGCUGAGGGCCGGCGCCACGUUCCCAUUGAGCGGAGCCAGGGCGCCGCUAGGGUCCAGACACCCGACUCCUUUCCCUUUUCUUCCCCCCACCCCCUUGUUCGUCGGGAGCUGUCCGGAUGGGAACGCCUUUUUACCAGGAUGAGGCAGUGAGCGUCGGCGGCCGGCUCCAGACCGUCCCCAUCAUGAUGUUGAUGAUGGAGAAGAAAAGCGCGGCCGAGCGGGAGCGGCAGCAGCAGCAGCAGGAGCAGGCGGACAGCCCGAGAGCAGGAGCAGGCGGCGGCACGCUGCAGCGACGGUCCCCCGAGCUGGAGAAGGCGGCGGACGGGAGCGGCCCCAGGCGGGAGCUGGAGGCCCUAGUCCAUCCCUUUGUGAAAGGUCGAGAAUUCCUAGAGGGAAGCAGAGAUCAAAUGGAAAACUCUCAUCCCUACUCACUGCAGGAUUUGCACAAGCAGAACCAGCAUCUAGUCUUGCCUGGAACUCCGUGCUCUGCCCAUAGCUCUACUUCAGUCUAUCAUGGUAAUCUGCAUCUGACCCAGACAAAAGGAGAUGUUCCUGUAUAUACUAACCUCAGCACCUACAAUCCAAGCCUGCCUAACACUGGUCCUGAAAAUUACUCCACUGGCCAUGUUCCCUAUGCCGGCCCAACAUCUGCACCGCACCAUUUCUCAACCUUGGCUCAGCUUAUGUGUCCAAAGUAUCAAGAGGAGCCCCAGACGGUGCCUGAAGUAGGUCCACUGAAUGAAUCUCCCCCACUUUCUCCAAUAGACCAAAGAGGGCAGCAGAUCAAAGCUGAAAAGAAGAGACUGAGAAAUCGCAUCGCAGCAUCCAAUUGUCGGAGAAGGAAGCUGGAGCGGAUUGCUAGACUGGAAGACAAAGUAAAGACUCUAAAGUCUGAAAACUUUGAAUUAACCUCAACUGCCAGUGUCCUGCGUGAGCAAGUGGUGCACCUCAAACAUAAAGUAAUGAAUCAUGUCAAUAAUGGAUGUCAAGUGGUCCUUGCUUCCUCUAACCUCUUAAAACCAGAAGAAAAUGGCAGUUUCUAAUAAAAUACCCUAUAAAUUUAACUUGGUUAAAAUCAAAUUCUUUUGAAGAAUGCUAGUUUGGAUGCUUACCUUGACUCACUUUUGUAUCCUCUAAGCUGCUAAACAUGAUCAAGGUUAAUCAACUAAAAGAUUAUGUGGAGCAAAUUCAUCUUGAAGAAUAAAGAGUGACAAUCUCGAGUCCAGUGCAACACCUGUUCAUAUCUGAUGUAAUUUCAGCUUUCUUGUGAAAAGAUUCUUGUUAACAUUUUACUUAUUCUUGGAAACUUAUUUAAAUAUACGUUAAAUUUUUCUUACUGAGCCACAAAUUAACAUAUGUUGAGAGUUCUGUCUCUUUGCAAAGUAAGUUUCUUCACUCCCCCUGCCCCCAACAUGUUACUGAGUGAAAUUGAAAAUUUGUACAAAAAGAAUGAUCUGUGAUUUACCAACUGACACAAUUGCAGAUUAUUUCCACCCAAGAGUAAUCUCAAGUAUAGUUAAGACCAUGAAGUGUAAAAUUAUGAAUUUCUAAUUUAGAUUUUUAGAAUAUCUUUGAGUUGCAAUUUUUAUACUGCUGAUGGUUUCUAUUUAUGUUUGGGUUUCUUUGAGUUGGUGAUGUCAUUUCUUGUUCUUCUCAGGGGGUGGUAAAUGGGGUCCA
Chiloscyllium plagiosum (whitespotted bambooshark) is the source of this 1704-nucleotide messenger RNA. RefSeq names its product transcription factor Jun-like. Gene Ontology annotation, cellular component: transcription regulator complex. Gene Ontology annotation, molecular function: RNA polymerase II cis-regulatory region sequence-specific DNA binding; DNA-binding transcription factor activity, RNA polymerase II-specific; transcription factor binding. Gene Ontology annotation, biological process: regulation of cell population proliferation; regulation of transcription by RNA polymerase II; regulation of cell cycle. The record is from RefSeq and is a predicted model, not a curated record. NCBI's taxonomy places the organism in Eukaryota, Metazoa, Chordata, Chondrichthyes, Orectolobiformes, Hemiscylliidae.